UACUCCACCGAUACCGGCACAUCUUGGGCCUCUGGCAACCAGAUAUUGGACCGUAUGGGGGACUGCUGAACGUCGUGUGAUUAGCCAGAGGCUUCUCUGGGCAUCGAGGAAGGGGCAGAAAUGAAAGAGAACGGCUUGGCAGGUGGAUGGCCUGUUCAUCAUCGGCUGGAUGUACCUGCCCCCCCACGACCCUCACGUGGACGACCCGAUGAGAUUCAAGCCCCUCUUCCGGAUCCAUCUGAUGGAGAGGAAGAGUGCCACCGUGGAGUGCAUGUACGGCCACAAAGGGCCCCACAGCGGGCAUAUCCAGAUCGUGAAGAAGGACGAGUUUUCGACCAAGUGCAACCAGACGGAUCACCAUCGGAUGUCAGGGGGAAGGCAAGAGGAAUUCCGGACGUGGCUGCGGGAGGAAUGGGGGCGCACCCUGGAAGACAUCUUCCAUGAGCACAUGCAGGAGCUCAUCUUGAUGAAGUUCAUCUAUACCAGUCAAUACGACAACUGCUUGACCUACAGACGCAUCUACCUCCCUCCACGGAGUCCCGACGAUCUCAUCGAGCCGGGCCUUUUCAAAGGAACCUACGGGAGCCACGGCCUGGAAAUUGUCAUGCUGAGCUUCCAUGGGAAAAAGGCCAAAGGCACGAAGAUCACGGGUGACCCGAACAUCCCGGCAGGCCAGCAGACAGUGGAGAUCGACUUGGCACAUCCCAUCCAGCUGCCCGACAUUGAAAACCUGAGCAACUUCAGCGAGCUGUCCCGCAUCGUCCUCGAAGUGCAAGAGCAGGUCCGGCGGGAGCAGCAGCAACAGGAGGAAGGCCUGCAAGAGGAGCGGGGGCAGGAGGAGGCGCCCCAGCCGCAGCCGGGAGGCUCUCGCCCAGACGGGGGCCGAGAAGAAGGCCCUGCGGCUGAAGAGGGAGCGGCGGCCCAGGGCUUGAGGACGUCCCCGCGCCCAUUCGUCCUGCCGGCCGGGAUCGCGUCCCGGAACGAGGAUUACCCGCGGAGCUGCAGAGCCUGCUUCUACGGGACGGGGCUCAUCGCCGGCCACGGCUUCACCAGCCCCGAGCGGACGCCCGGCGUCUUCGUCCUGUUCGACGACCACCGCUUUGGCUUCAUCUGGCUGGAGCUGCAGUCCUUCAGCCUCUACAGCCGCAUCAAGGUCUCCUUCCAGAACGCGGAGGCUCGGUCCCGGGAGGCCUUCGACGACAUGCUGAAGAACAUUCAGCUGCUGACGUCAUGAUGGCGACCUCCCAGCAGCCGCGGGAGCCGAGACGGCGCUUCUCCUAUCUUGCGGACAGGGCGCCCGCCCGGGGAGGGGGAGAUCGCAUGCACCUCUCCAUAAGGCCUUUUUACCAAAACGUACUCACACGCUCCGUAGCGCACUAACCGUUCCGCCCCGUAUGCCAUGUAUAGUUUGUAAUAUAGCUUCGUAUCGUGGGAGGGCGGCCUGCCGGAGCGGCGGCAAGCAUGCUGGUGCCCUCCCCUCCUCUCUUUCCCAGAAAGGGUGGUGCCCGAGGCAGCCGCCUCGCCGAGAGCGCAGGCGGGCGAGCGAGCGGCAGCGGAGGGCACGUGUGUUGCCUGCGCAACGCCGGCUGCCACUUGAGGCUCUCCCUCCGCCAGCCGGGGGUCCUCCGGGGUCUUCUUUUCUGGACAGGGCCUGUUCCCGCGGGAAAGCAAGAGCCAUGGCUGCCUGUGAGAGCUGCUGGCCGUCACAAGAGUCAAGCGGGACCGUGCCCCCUUGAGCUUUCCUUGAGAGGUCACUGUGUGUGGAAACGCUGGCAUGCCGUUGGGGUCCGUUCCCAAAGCCCCCCUUGCCUGUCCUUCGUGCCAGCAGCGCUAGUGGGCGGGCCGGGGGGGUGCUUGGCCAGCCGGUGCUGCUCGCUGCCCUUCUUCCCUUUCCUGCCUCUUGAGCUCCCGUGUGACCUGGGACGGAGCCUAGAAUCCCCGCUGGCCACUGCUGCAGGGUUUUCUCAGGCGGUGACUUUUGCAAAGAAUCGCGAGCAUCCGUAGGACCAUGACUGUUGGGGGGAAGUCCAUUCGGCCGCAUAAUUAGCCCCCCCUCCCCUCCCCUGCCCUCCCCUCCCCUAACUAAUCCACCAUGUGUGCCUCUUGGACAUAAGGACUCAACUCUGCCCCGCUCUAAAUCAGCAGGGCUCUCCCCACCCCUCUUCCCAUUUUCCUCCCCCCCACACCCCACAGACAGGCAUACUAGACCCCCACAGUGGCCACUGAAGCAGGGGUCAAGGGCUGGAGUCCCACACAGGAGGCGGAAGGGCAGGGAUGAGGCCUGAAUGGGGGCUGAAGACCAGCUAGAAUCCUUGAGGCCCGGUCAGUGGUGAAGAGGACGGUCUGUUUGUGCAGGCCGCCCGCAGGGUGAUCGGCCUGCAGGUCGCCUGAAUAGCCAGCCGGAGUGGCGUUGCCGCGGGCCUGUGUCGUGGCCUCCAGCUGCCAUCGGGGCCAGGGGGCAGGUCGCAGCAUCUGGAGGGCCGCUCUGGACACCCCUGCAGGUGAUGGGUCUUCUCGGUAGGUUGCAAGGGGGUUUCAGGCUUCUGCCUUCCAGGGUUUGCUAGCUUAGUGGAUUGUGUGGCUGGCUGGACAGCCAACAGGUCUGAGAGUGGGGGCCAUGAGAGUGAGAGAAACCUCCUGCCCCCCCCCCCCGAACCAGGGUUCCCCAUUGAGCCAGGCAUUUGCCACGCUCCAUCGCUGGGUGCUUCCAGACAAGGCUUUCAUUGUGCCGUGGCCUUGCUGUACUGGCAGAGUUUUACCGGGCAGGGGACAGAGUUGGCCCUCCGUCAUGUGUGACUCCCCUCUGUUUUCCCAGCACUUCCAUCUUCCUUCCUUUUCUCCGUGCCGGGAAAAAACCCCUUUCAAGAGGAAAAGGCAGAACAGGUGUGCCAUGUCUUUCAGCAGGGUAACAUCGGGGCCCUGUGUGAAGAAGCGCCCUCAGGUGGGGGAGCCGGAGGGGCCGCAUGUGCAAAUCUUUUGCGGGAGCCAAACAACGGGCGAUUCGGCUGUGGGCGCAGGAACAUGGUUUGUCUGGCCAGCUGAGUUUCGGGAGCUUCGUGGCAGGAACGUGUCCAGUUCCACGCUAGCUUGCGCUCUGGUUGCCUCGCGCUGCUGGCUUGCUCAUGCACAUGACAGAAUGUGGAAGGCGGGUUGUUGGUGGAGUGUGGACCUCGCCCAGCUAGUGCUAUGAGAGGGCUGGGUCAGGCUGCCGCUUUUCUGUAAUUCCUCACCCGGUGCCCCCCUUGCUUGCUAAACCACCCCGGAGCCUUAGAACGAGCCAUGGGCUGCGGGAGGCCUGGAAGCCAUGCCUGCCACCCCUUCUGGUGCAUUCAGCCAACGUGCCAACCAGUGUGAGGUGAAUGUAAUCCUGGCGAUGGAGCAGCACAGAGCCAGCAUGCACGGCACGGGGAAAGGACGCCCUGGCAUCUUUUCCCCCUCUGAUCCUGCAAACCUGGUUUUCUUUGGAACUUUCUCAGACCUGUCCCCAGAUGGAGCAUUUAUACAGCCUGGCUUCCUGUACGAACAGUUCGGUCGCGUGGGAGGAGCAAGGACCUCCGGCCUGCCGUUCCAAAGGGCAGGUAGUGGGAGCGUCUGCUGACCUUUCCUGUAAAGGUCGGCAGAUUAACUUUCCUUGAGGCCAUGGCCAUGCCGAGCCUCCCAAGUGCCCCGCUGCCAUUUUGCACCAGCUGGGACCAGCAUCACGAGGGUCGGUCCUCUCAGAUAACGUGCGGGUGCCAAGAGCGCGGCUGGCCCUCUUCUGACUGGCGAGCGAAGAGUCACAGAGCCACAGUCCUAAAUGACGGCCAUUCUCCUUAUUUAUUACCUGGGUUGAUGAUGCCAUACCGACGAUCACGAUGCCAACCGUUAGGACAGGUUUCUGUAGCGUUAGUGCUGAUUUGUGGCAGCAUCUCUGAGCAGCACCACAUGCGUGCUUGGUACUCGUCAGAGAAACAAGCAAAGCAGACAGGUCCCUGCCCUCAGGAGUCUACAUGUCAACGGGGAAGGGAAAGGACAUGCUCACGAGACCGCCAUGAGGACUAAGCAGCAGACGCAAAGGCAGGCGCCUGUCCUGGGACGCUGUCCAGUUCUGGGGGAUCCUGGCUCUUGCACUGGGCGCUCGGCCCGCGGCCCACCUCCUGUUGCAUGUCCCUAGAGGUGCCGCCCCUCGCCCAGAAUUCCUCCCCGACUGACCCUCCCGCCUUCUAGAGCAGUUCCCGCACUGAGGAUUCUUCCCGCCCUCCUCUAGUCUGGCGCAUGCUGGAGUCACCCGGAUCAGCGUGUUCUGCCUCCAGUUUCAGGGUGGCGCUUCUCUCGUCCGAAUUAUGCAGCUUAACUGGUGGAGGGGUGGAUGUUCCAGGGUGGGGGGAGGUCUGCCUGCCUCAGUUGGAGGGGCGAGCGGAGCAAUACGCAGCAGCCUCCCAUGUCUUUCCAGCUCUUUUCAUCAAUGGGAAGUUGUGCCUGACAGCUGCUCAUCACGGGGGGUGGGGUGGAGGGCUGCCGCACUUUAUUUCCUCGCCCUCCAAAGGUUGGAUUCCAAAGUUUUGGGGGAGAUGGGACAAGAAAGCCACAACUGUCAGUGUUGAGAUUGCAUUGCUUUCUGCGUGUCGGAAGAGUGAGCUUUUCCAUCUUUCUUUUCCAUCUGCUUACUGUUGCCCAAGCAGCCUUUUCCAAUUUCACAUAACAACAACAAUAAAAGAUUUUGUGAAUUUGA
This is a messenger RNA of Varanus komodoensis (Komodo dragon), 4711 nucleotides long. RefSeq names its product F-box protein 31 (gene FBXO31). The coding region runs from base 170 to 1234 and encodes 354 amino acids. The record is from RefSeq and is a predicted model, not a curated record. NCBI's taxonomy places the organism in Eukaryota, Metazoa, Chordata, Lepidosauria, Squamata, Varanidae. The transcript is spliced from 8 exons.